AUGAUAAAAUUGGCUGUUUCUGACAGGAAAUUAGCCGAAAAGGCAAUUAAUUCACUAAUUCAUCAUUGUGAAACAGAUCCUAAAUUGUCACAAGAUAAAGAUAUCCAGGUCAUUAUAAAUACAGGUAAACGAAUGGGGAUCCCACGUGAUUAUAUCCCCAGAAUCAUUCCAUUAUCCUCUUGUAAGAUGUAUAAGCCAAAAGAUUUGAAGAUUCUGUUAAUUACUAAAGAUGCAGGUGGAUUAUAUAGGGAUAACCUUAUGAAAGAUGAUAUUAGUAACGAAUUAUUCAAAGAAAUCAUCAGUGUUAAGAACUUAAAACGUCGAUUUAAGGGGUCAAAAUUGAAGGGUCUUUAUAAAGAGUUCGAUCUUGUCGUGGCGGAUUAUAGAGUCCAUCAUCUGCUUCCCGGUGUUUUAGGUAAUAAAUUCUUCCACGGGAAUAAGAAAACACCAUUUAUGAUUCGAAUGUCUAAGGCAGUCAAAGUUAGACGUCAAAAGAUGGAAGAAGAAUGUGAUCCCGUGUAUGUAAGGGCCCAGUUGAGAAGUAUAUGUAAAAACACCAGCUAUAUACCUAAUAAUGACAAUUGUUUGAAUGUCAAGAUCGGCGAACUAGGGAGACACUCUGUGGAUGAAAUGAUACAGAAUAUUGUUGAUAUUGUAAUGUUUAUUACAGACAAGAAUAAGAAGCCCCAAGGUGGUGUGGUUAAAGGUGGGAUUGUUUCUAUGUUUGUAAAGACUAGUAAUAGUUCAAGUUUGCCAAUAUACGAAUCAGCAACAGCGGAUCACACCUUUGAUGAGGAACAAGAGUAUGCGAAAUUGGAGUUAUAA
Naumovozyma dairenensis CBS 421 is the source of this 825-nucleotide messenger RNA. RefSeq names its product Utp30p (gene UTP30). Lineage: Eukaryota; Fungi; Ascomycota; Saccharomycetes; Saccharomycetales; Saccharomycetaceae. The transcript has a single exon. The coding region runs from base 1 to 825 and encodes 274 amino acids. The record is from RefSeq and is a predicted model, not a curated record.